Molecule: messenger RNA, 6593 nt
Organism: Octopus bimaculoides (California two-spot octopus)
Lineage: Eukaryota; Metazoa; Mollusca; Cephalopoda; Octopoda; Octopodidae
Biological process (GO): neuromuscular synaptic transmission
Molecular function (GO): microtubule binding; kinase binding
Source: RefSeq, a predicted model, not a curated record
GAUGUGUUUGUCUAUUUCAGAAAGAGAACAGCAGUUGCCAAAACAGUAAAAACAAAGUGCCAGGAUACCUGGCAAGGAAGAGUGACAAAGAAAACUCCACCUUCCUUGCACAGAUUCGCAGUCUACAGCAAAAGAUCUCUGAACAGUACAAAACCAUCAAUGCUCUCAGACAAGCAUGUUCCGAAAAAGAUAGAAGAAUUGAAUUAAUCCAACACAGAAAAAUGAAGAAGCGAUUACGAAGAUCUUUGGAAAAGUGUGCCAACACCAAUGGAGAUGAUGAUGCUUGUUCUGUUGACUCUGAAGUAUCAGUCUCCUCUCUACCCAUGGACAAUGGUACAGAAGAAAACCAGCUGGAUAUUUGGGAUGAGUAUGCUCGAGAGGAAAUAGAACGUAGCUACCGUCAAUUGAUGCGUGAACACUUAGAACUGAAGAAGUCUUACACGCUCCUUCAGACACAAACUUCCAGUGCAUUGGACCCAGAACGAGAGUUGAAGUUAUGUCGUACUCUGGAAUCGGAUCUCUUCGAAGCUCAGUGUAAAAUUGAAGAACUGAAAGCUUUACUACAAACAGAUGGUUUGGAACCACGGUUACUUGAAGAAAAAGAGACUCUACAAUCAGCUAACAUUGAAAUGCAGAAAAAGUUGAAAAAGAUGGAAGAUAAUGAGGGCAAGCUACAGGAAGAUCUCUCAGAAGCCAGGGAACAAAUUGAAGAUUUAGAAUUUCGGAUUCUAGAAUUAGAGGAAAGUCAGAACACGAGUGCAGAAGAUGGUAAUGAUGCUCUUGAAGACUUCCUCAAAUUUGACAUCACUCAUCAACUGAAUUGUGAUGAAGAAAGUGGUAAAAAGUCUGCUGGAGUGAAGAGGUCAUUAUUUAGGGAGGAGCGAAGAGGAGGAGAUGGUGAGCCAGCCAGCAUUGUUUCCAGUGAGAGUGGGGAAGAGGAGCAGUUGUUAAGGGAGGAAGUGAACAGCUUGAGGAAGCAGAUCAUUGAACUCACUGAACGACCGGUCAUGGAUUUCCCUCCAAAACCCACAGAGAUUAAGACAGGGGCAGGACAUCCAACAGAAACUAAGGAUGGUAAAAAGCUUCAAGAAUCCAAACAGCGGAUUGAAGAAUUGGAGAAAAUUGCUAUUGAACUCCAAGGUAAAAUAAUCGGUUUGCAGCAGGACAAAGUUCAAUUAGAAGAACAACUUUCACAAAAGUCUUAUUCCAACUUAAAACUGGACAAGGAACCUAAAGAUGGAGAGGAAGUAAACAUCGAAGAUCAAGUGAGUGAAAGUGUUUUCAGCUCUCAGGACAUGGGGCCUAAUGAUAUUGCUGAAAGCAGUGAGACAUUAGGCACAAAACAUCUUUCAGUUGGUGAUACUGAAGUGGAUGAUGACAAAGUAACAUCGAGUUUGUCACAGGUUAAAUAUAAUAAGGAUGAUGAUGGUGAUGUAAAAGGUUCCAGUGAAGUUGACUUUGUACAAGAUUCCUGCUCCAAGUUGGAAGCUCCCUCUGAAACAGCAGUGGCAGAAGAUGAAGCUGCUGGUGCUGACGAAGAAAAGAAACAGAACCUGGUGGAAGAUAGCUGGAAAGAGAUUGAGUCAGCCAUUAUUGAUGAGACGAUCGCAGAACUUGCUGCUGGAAACAACAACAACAACAACAGCAACAGCAAUGAUGGCAGAGGUGGUGGUGAUGGGGAUGAUCUGACCUCUUCUUUAGAUAUUGACAACUCAUUGCUUGAUAAUGAUAACGAUGAUGAUGCAGAAGAGGAAGAUGAGAACCUGCAGUUACUGGAACAACAGAGCGAGUGUCUGGAGAGUAUAAAACAGAUCCUCAGCGAGCAGGGAAUUCUGAGUCAUGUCGAGAUGAUGCUGCAGGAGAUGGAAGAGAUCAAAGAAGAGAAUGCUGCCCUCAAAGAAAGGCUGACUUCAGGGGAUGUUACGCUAGCCAGUGGCGAAGUGGUCAAUGUGGACGUGGCCAUAGAGAAGUUACAUCAGCUGGAAGAGGUCUGCGAGAACCUCCGUGAUAAAGUCCACACGACAGAGCAAUCUGAGAUGUUACUGAAGACCAAGCUGAAGCAUGCCGAAGACACUGUCGGCGAGUUAGAGUGCAGCGAGAACUUACUGAAGGAGCAGUUGGCUAAGAUCAGCCAACGAGAGGCUGAGUGGAAGACCAAGGCUCAGGGUUUGUUGCGAAAUGUCAACGAGCUGGAACAACUGCUGAAAGAGAAGGAUGUCAUCGAAGAAAAAUUACACGAUAAGAUCAAAGCACUUGAAGAAGCUGAGAUGAGAAACUCUCGGAAGCUUGUAGAAUUACAAGAGGAUGAGAACCACUUGCGAGAAAGCCUGCGCAAUAAGGAUGACCUCUCUGACCAAAGUGAGUUGCUGAAAACCCUGAAGAAGAAAAUCAAGGACCUAGAAAAAAGUAACAAAUUGCUAAAGAGUAGGGUUGUGGAACUUGAAGAUAGUGAGUGCGAAACGAGAGAACACUGGAACCAAAUUGUUGAAGCUGAUGCCAACAAAAUUGAGGGUCUGCAAGAGAAAGUGAAUAUGUUGGAAUCGUUAAAUAGGGAACUGGAGAAGAAACUUCAGGAAGGAGAAGAAGAAUUUAUGACUGGGGUUUCCUUGGCAUCAGAACUGUCAUUCAGCCAAAACCCUCCAGAUUCCAAAGAAUCUACAGUGAGCCUUGAUUUGGAAACAGAAUAUAAGAACCUGGAGGAAAAGUUUCAAGAGGUUACAGAAGCUAAAAAUAGCAAGAUUGCCGAACUGGAAGACCAUUUGGAGAAGCUGUACAGUACUGAGCAGAAACUGAGUGAGACUGUUGCAGAAAUGGAAGAGAGAGAGCGGGAACUGCUUGCAAAAUUGAAACUCUGUGAAAACUCUGAUUUCUCUGUAGAAAAAAUGCUUAAAUAUGAAGAGCGUAUCAAAGAGCUCAGUUAUUCACAGGAGAAUUUGUUGAAUGCCAUAGAUACAGUAGCUGACCCUGAGAGUCAUUCACUGCAGAUAAUCAAUGCUCUGAAAGAUGAAUUGGUUUUGAGUUACCAGAAAAAUGAAGAGAUGAGUUUGAGAGAGAAAAAGUUGACUGAACAGUUGAGGAAUGAGAACAACUCUUUGAAAGACCAAGUUGAUAAGUUGUUAGAAAAAGAAUCCGGUCAUUUAGGCCAAAUUCUAUCCACAGAAAAGGGAAAGGAUACUUUGCACAAUGAACAUUCUUUGGUUUCUCAAAACAAUAAGCAAGAAGUUCCGACAUCCUCACUGUUUGUGAGAAUUCAAGAACUUGAAACCGAAAAUCAAGAACUCAGAAUCAAAGUUGACGGUUCUCAGAAUGGAACCCUUUCUAAAGUCUCUUCAACAGUCUCUUCAAAUUACGAACGAUUGUGUGAACUCGAGAAGGAGAACUCUGACCUUCUUGCCGAAGCAAGUCGGUUGCGAGAAGCUGAAUCUCAGUGGAAAGAAACGGCAGAGAAGAUGGUACAGCUGGAGAGCAAUGAAGAACGACUCAUGGAGAAGGUAGUGGAACUUGAAGACAGUUGUGAAAGUCUAAAAGAGGAACUUCAGAAGGUACAUGGUGAUAAGAAAGAAAGCCAAAGUGAAUUGAAAGAGGAGCGAGAAAAAGUUGGAAGUUUACUGAAACUAGAAGCAGAAAUAAAGGGCAGACUCCAGGCUGAAGAAGAACUUAAUGGUUCUCUUCGAGAACAACUACAAUCUUUCAGGUUGCGUUUGGAAGCAAUUAAGGAUGCAUAUGCAGACCAUGAACAUUCAAAGAUGGAGUUGGAAAAGAAAUUGGAGGAAGUUACUCGUGAUAAAAAUUUGCUUGCUGAAAAACUCCAAUCUCUCACCCAAAAUCAGACCAUUCCAGUGGAUUCUACAGAUCCCAACCAAAAUUCAGCAGACCAUGACAUUCUGGAACAUUCCUCUCUAUCAUCAUCUGAUAGUAAUCAUUCCUCAGCAAAUACAAACAGCUUACCUUUCCAUAGUACAGAAAACAAAUACCUUGGCCUCAUCAAUUCCCUUGAAGCCAGCCUCAAAGACAUUGGCAGUAAUCAGGCUUCCAGUGAGUUCCAAGAUAAUAAACAAGGUCCAAUCGCAGAACAAGCAUCCAAGAGUACAGAAGAGCUCAGUAAAGAAUUAGAAUCUGAACUUGUGGAUAUGAAUCGAGAGCAACUCAUAGAUUUUUGUGGCACUUUAAAGACAGACCUGAGAACAAAAUCACAGAAAAUUGAACAAUUUGAGCGAGAUUUCUCUGACUUUGUAAACAGAGUACAAUGUGGAACAGUAGUAUUCCGAGACAAAGAAGUACGAAAGACUGUUCUCACAGAAGUCAAGACAUUCCAACAGCAAUGCAACUGUAAGGUUCCCAUUAAUACGCAUACUACCCUCGCCGGUGAGAAAGUCUCUCAAGGGGUCGAUACAGCUGAUCUCUUGAUCGACAACGUCACUGAACAACAGCAACAACAGCAACAGCAGCAAAAAGAUGCUAAUGACAGCACGAUGGCACCUGUAGAGAUGCCUCACUCUGAGUACGAAGUAUGGAAGGCAAAGGUGGCUAUACUCACGGACAUUGAGGCGAACUUGCCCAAUGUUAAGGAAUUCCCACACCAGCUUGAACUCCUGCUACAGAUCCUUCAGAAAGGAAGGGAUAUUAUAUGCAGUGAUGAGAAUCAAGCUGGAAUUUCGAAUGAUCAACUUCUGAUUUAUGCCAAGCAACUUCAGACUUUAUCACAAGGUUUGAACUCGACCACUCCCCCAGACGGAACUGGUACUGAUGCUGGCAAAGAAGUUUCUCAGGUGAAAACGGAGCAAUUAGGUGCAGGCAAGGAGGCGAAGGGGUUGUGUUCAAAAACUCCCUGUCUAUUCAGCAUAGCAUCUAAAUCUGAUCGAAAGAAAGUAAUUAAAGAGCUAAUUAACAAUCUCUCGUCGGAAGACUUGGUGGUGGUGGCCCAGAUCCUUAAACAACGAUUGGAUAAAGGAAAGGUGAAGAAGAGGGCACCGAAAGACCAAUUGAAUCCUUCAAUGAGCAAUGAACAAAAGGAAUUUGAAGAAAUCGAAGUCGAAAUGUGGCUGUCUUCUGAAGAUGAAGACGGAGACAAAGAGCCAAGUAGUGAGGUGGAACAGGUGGAACAGGUGCAGGCCGGCACCGAUUCCGUUUCAAAUACUGCUGCUGCUGCACUGCCGUGCACGGCACCAAAUACGGCAACAGCAGCAGAUGAAACCAAAACAAGCACAGAUGAUGAUGAAUGGAAGCCACCUUUGCCGAAAACCCCUCCUCCUGACCAGCCACCGACGCUCCUUGAUGAACCUGAGGUAAUUUUCGUUGACAAUGAUGACGUCACUGACAAACAUUUAAUUGAAGCUGAGUCAACUCUACCCUCGGCAGCGGCGGCAACCGUUAGCCAACAACAACAGCAACACAUGCCACAAACAGCCAACACAAAUGACCAAUCAAAACAACAGGUAAAUCUAUUGACCAAGGCGCUGAAUGACAAGAACAAAUAUAUAACAAUGCUGGAAGCUUCUAUUGAAAGACUUGGCCAAAUGUUGGCCCAACCACAGGGUUCCAACCCCGAUGCUGGUGUAAGAGAGGAAGCCAUUAAGAAGCUGGAGAGUCAGUUGAAGAGUCUUCAGCAAGAAUUGAGGCAACACCAUGUGGAAGGUCAACAAAGUCUGACCAGCUUGCGGACACAGCUUCAGAGUAAUACAGACAUCACAAACUCACAGAAGAGGCAGAGUUUCCCGCAAUGCCAUCCACAAAAGCCAACACCCCUGGCACACUCCUACAGUACAACAGAUCUCUCCCGGAUCAGCUUCUCAGCAUCUGACAUGGAGAACUUGUUGAAAAUGCCUCACCCAGUCCGUGCCUGGCCAAGCUGUAGCCACCUCGCUCCGCAGACGUUCUCACGCACCGUCCGCAGGCGAAGUGAUACAUUCGAUCCAAAACUUCUUCCUGCAGGACAACAACAGCAGCAACAAAAACAACAUCAGCUGUUACUGCAGAGUAACCAUGGUAACAUUCCUGUUUCAACCUUACCUGGUUGGUCACCUGAUAAAACUUCUCUACAUCAUCUUCAACAACAGCAACCAAAAUCACAGAUGCUGGCCUCAAAUUCUCUAUUUGUGGCAGCUUCAGAUUACAGUCCAGAGUUGUUUUCAGCUAGUGGCCACCUCCACCUUGAGAUCCCACUCAAGGAAGGUGAUGUCAUUAUUAAAAAAGGACCUGUUGGUGCUAACGGUUAUUGUGAAGCUUUAGUGAAAGGUAAAGUUGGCUUGGUACCAUAUAAAUACCUACACCCAGUCAAACUUGAAACAAUGACAGCAGAGGAACAGAGAGCUCUACAUUUACAGUUCCGUGGUGACACAACAGAAACAAAUGCAGAACACAUAAGACCACCCUCAGAAGUGGCAUCUUAUUUUCAAAAAGCCCAUCUAACAUCCAUUCCAAACCUGACUGGUAACCAAUAUCUCCCGCCCGAAAACGGCAGAUGGAACAACGGUGUCAGUAGUACUCCGCCACAUACUGCUGUUUCCGCUGCUACCACCACAUCCCCAACUUCACAGUUUGUGAAGAGACACAGUGGCGGUGGUGGCGGCGGCGGUGGACAUAUCUCGCACACU